This is a messenger RNA of Oncorhynchus tshawytscha (Chinook salmon), 1840 nucleotides long. RefSeq names its product gastrula zinc finger protein XlCGF17.1-like. NCBI's taxonomy places the organism in Eukaryota, Metazoa, Chordata, Actinopteri, Salmoniformes, Salmonidae. The transcript is spliced from 2 exons. Gene Ontology annotation, cellular component: nucleus. Bases 317 to 1366 code for a protein of 349 amino acids. Gene Ontology annotation, molecular function: DNA-binding transcription factor activity, RNA polymerase II-specific; RNA polymerase II cis-regulatory region sequence-specific DNA binding. Gene Ontology annotation, biological process: regulation of transcription by RNA polymerase II; central nervous system development. The record is from RefSeq and is a predicted model, not a curated record.
CCACUCCAGUCAGCAGACGGCGAUGUGCGUCUUUCAGGCGAUGCUGCUAGCGUGACGUAUAAUCUAGUGGACGGUUCUUCAUAAACAGCUAGUCAACCACCUCGGUAGCUUGCUAGCCAACAUAGCCGAAAGAUUCAAGCUAUUUAGACGCUUUCAGUGUAUAUUAGCUUCUGUGUUUUAGACACGCUUCUGUCUUAUUUACUUGUUAACCUAUUUAAUAUUACGUUAUUUUUUAUUAGUCAGCUAUAGUAGCUGGCUGGUUAAGUUAGCACUAGCCUAGUCGCUAAUGAUAGCUAGCUAGCUAACAUCCCCGAACAUGAGCUCCCUAAACUACUCCCCUCCUGUUAAAGAAGAGGAGGUCUGCUGGACGGAGAAAGAAGCUCUGGGGCUGAACAUUGUCGUGAAAGAGGAGACGGAAGAGGAGGAUGUCACAGUAAAACAAGAAGUAGAGGGUGAGGCUGUUACCGUGAAAGAAGAAGAGGAAGACUCGUUCAGAGUGAAAGAGGAGGAGGAUGUUACAGUAAAAGAAGAGGAGGAUGCAGUUUUUGGAGUGAAGAAGGAAGGAGAGAUUACUGUCACAUUGAAAGAUGAAGAGGUGGAAAUCAGAGAUCUGAGUAACACCAGAGAGAGACGUGGCUAUCAUGGAUCCUCUGGGGAGCCUCAACAACAACAUCAUGAUGCUGACGAGGCAGAGAAUAUUCUUUCCACAUCAGAAUUCCUCAGGAAACACCAGCAGAGACCCACAGGGAAAAAAUCUCAUUGCUGCUCUGACUGUGGGAAGAGAUUCACCUCCUCAGCAGGCAUUACAAUUCAUCAGAGAAUCCACACAGGAGAGAAACCUUAUUGCUGUGAUCAAUGUGGGAAGAGAUAUCUUACAUGUAGCAGUCUGACUAAACACCAGAGAACACACACAGGAGAGAAACUAUUUAGCUGCUCUCACUGUGGAAAGAGUUUUGUUUCUUCAGGAUGUUUAGAAUCACACCAGAGAACACACACAGGAGAGAAACCUUAUAGAUGUGAUCAAUGUGGGAAUAGAUAUGUUACAUCUAGCAGUCUGACUAAACAUCAGAGAACACACACAGGAGAGAAACCAUAUAACUGUAAACAAUGUGGGAAGACUUUUAGUCAGUCAUUCAGCCUGAUAUCACACCAGAGAACACACACAGGAGAGAAACCGUAUAGCUGUGAUCAAUGUGGGAAGAGUUUUGUUACGUCUAGCAGUCUGACUAUACACCAGAGAACACACACAGGAGAGAAACCUUAUAGCUGUGAUCAAUGUGACAAGAGAUACUCUAGUAAAAGAUCUCUGAUCAAACAUCAGAAAAUACAUACAGGAAUGAGUUGUUUCACGAUAUCAAUGAAAUAGAAUCUCACUAUUUAGAAGGUUUUAACGUUGUAGUAGGAGUAUUUUAAUGGUGUCAUAAUGUAGAACCCUAAAUAUUUGUCCCCUGUUCUAUUGAUUUCAGCAUAAGGAUAUUGGCCUCAGGGGGAAAUCCAGGCUCUGAAUUGAAAAGAGUACUAUUUAUGUGGUCUAACAAAAAAUGACUAAUAAAAAAAUAGUUGUGUUGCACUUACCACGUUGGCGACCCACUUGAAUCAAUAUGUAGCUAGCUGUUUUCUACAAAUUGUCUUCUAACCACUGAUGUACACAUUAUUCCCAGAUUCUGUGUGUUUUUUGAGCUGUUAGUUUUAACAGGACGUGUAAGUGAAAUAUUGCCAAAACAUAUGAAAAAGGGAUGUACAUUUGGUGUUGAUAUUUUAUAUUUACAAUUCAUGUAAUAUUUAGUCAUCGUGAUUAUUUAUGCAACCAACUGACAAUUUUUGAUUGCAAUUAUAUUGA